Molecule: messenger RNA, 3021 nt
Organism: Danaus plexippus (monarch butterfly)
Lineage: Eukaryota; Metazoa; Arthropoda; Insecta; Lepidoptera; Nymphalidae
Exons: 5
Coding region: 172-3021 (949 amino acids)
Biological process (GO): tRNA methylation
Cellular component (GO): cytosol
Source: RefSeq, a predicted model, not a curated record
AUUAAUAACUGAAAAUGAUUAUUGUAUUUGAUAUUUUAUAAGAAAUGUGUUAUGAAAAUUCAUAUAUAGCGUUGAUUUUAUAAUAUUUUAAAAAACAAUUUUUUAAUUAAAGUUUAAACAGUCUCAUUUCUUUUACUUUUGUUAUAUUGUUCACAGACUAAAAUAUAAAAAAUGGAAGCACUUCAAACAGUUAUACAAAGGCUUAGUGUUCCAAGUUCUAACAUUAAUGUGGAAAUAAUACAGGAGGUACUUAUAGCAACGAAGAAAGCUAGCAUUCAAAAUGAAGAGUAUGAAGAAUUUAACAUCAUAUUAGAAAUGUUGUGGGACCAUUUGAAAACUGGACUCGAAGAAUUUGAUGAUCAAUUACUUUGUUCUACAUGUUUUUAUAAUGUCCUAAACAAGUCAACUAAACAAGAAUUCUAUCUUAACCAGAUCUUAAUAAUAAUAAAUGACGAACUAGAAAUCAAUGAGAAAAAUCAUGAUAACAUAAGUUUGGCUACAACUCUUUGUUAUGGCCUCUUCCAGUCCUCAUAUCUUGCUAAUGAUUUGAAAAAUACAGCAGUACUUGAAAAUACUAUGAAAUCAAUUUUCAAAUUGCUAGUAAGAAUGUCAUAUGAGUAUACACAGUAUACAUUUAUAGCAUUUAAGACUAUGAGCUCAUUUAAAAAAGUGAUAGGAACAUCAUUAGAAAUGACAAUUUUCAGUAAUGAAAAUAAAAUUAAAAUGCUGCAUGUAAUAAACAAUAAUUGGGAGAAUCCUAUAACAGGAAUACGAAACUUAAAUAGAAUUCUAUUCCAAACAUUACUUCAAGUUAUCAAUGACGAUGUGUUGACACAAAUAAUAAGAGAAAUUAAUAAAUUUUAUUGGAACAAAGCAAAAUAUUUGAUGCUGACCGAAGUGAUUCUUAAGUACAGUGGGAAUAUUGUGGACUAUGUGUUGAAAAAUAUGUGGCUUGGAGGACUAUUGAAUAGUUUAUACAAGCCUGGCUUGGUAUCCGCUGGCGCUGAUAUGUAUUAUGCUAUUUUGGAGAAGCUUAAUUCAGAAAAUUGUUGGACAACAUUGUUCCUGGAACCUGUAAUCGAACUUCUUACAGGAGCCUCUUUUCAAGCUAUAGAGAAUUUUAAGAAUUACUGGUGUUUGAACACUUUCAAGAAGUUUCCUACAUUAGCCAAAGAUUUAGUUCAACAUUUGAAACUAGCCAGCUAUUCAGAAUUAAAGCUAUACAGCAUUUUAUGUGUUCUUAAACAAGCCAACAAACUUGCUUUAAUUGAAAGAAAGUGGACAACAGCAUCCCAUAACAGUAAUGAACAACUUGUGCUUACUAGCAUAGACCACUGUAAUGCGUUUAUAAGAAUGACAGCUUUUGAAAUUACAUGUGUCUCUCAUCAAAAAUGUUUACCGACACAAAUAGAAUAUGAACAAAUUCUCAAUUAUUUGAGAGAUAACAUUAAUUCUGACUGCACUGUACUAAGGUUGUGUAUGAUAAAUAGUUUGGACAGUUUUUUAACUCAAUUGCACACAAACUUCAUGAACAUUGUCAAUGAUGAAGGACUCUCCCCUUUGAAAUGUUUUUUUAAAAGUUUACAAUCUUUUAUUAUAGAAUCAUUAAGUUUGUAUGGAAAUUAUCAAAGGAAAAUAACUACUAUUAAAGUUUUAUAUACGAUAUUUAAUAGCUUAUCAGGCAAAUCUAAGAAAAAGAAUAAGAAACAAAAUUGCUCUUCAAAACCAACACUUUUAACAUUUUUAAAGGAAAACAAUUGUUGGGAAUUUGAUAAUGCUGAUUUUAUACUAAAGUUAAUGAGUCUGCUGAAAGAUCCAGCAAAUGAUGUACAUGAAAAUGUACUUCAGUUAUUAUGUAAUUACUAUCUGAAUGAUUUCAAUAAUUCUAAUUUAUUCAUAUGUUUAGUGGAAGAGGGCUUGACAUGUGUUAAGAGUAAAUUUUUCUAUGAAAUAUGUAGUGGUCACAAUAUAUUUAAACUAAUUGUUAAUGUCCUGAUUGAAACAAAUAAAUUUAUAAACAAGGAAGUUAAUUUCAAGACAAUCAUAGAUGUCUUUCAGUUUGCCUAUAAAGAGAUUGAUUGUGGCAGUUAUAGCAAAGAAAACAUUGUGAAAUCAAUAAUAGAAGGGAGACAAUUGCAUGCAUAUUUAGGAAUAUUGUUUGUGAUUUUCGACGCAUCCCUUAAAACGGGCUUCAAAAUUCCCAUCGAUUAUGAGGGUAUUAUUAAACUAGUAGACGUUUUAGAAAUAAUAUCUAAUCAGUUUGCUUGGGAAGAAGACACUUUGACAAGUUCGGAUUUUUCGAAAAUGAGUGAUAUGGUACAGACUCUUAUAAAUAAUUCUGAAUAUGCUGAAGAGAAUAAUCAAGACCAGACAAAGAUUUCAGGUUUUCAUCAGAUCGUUCUGAAUUGUCUGUGGCUAAAUGUUAAGGCAGCUUGUGACUUAGCAUCUUUGCUCAUACUGUAUUGCAAAGAAUAUGUAGAAGUUUGUGAAAAAUGUUUGCACAUAAUUAUGCAUGUUCUAGAAACAUCAAGACAUAAAGGUGCCAUAGAAGCGGCUGGGGCUGCCUUAGGUCAAGGAAUCAAUUACUUAACAUCUACAAAGUUGAGCCCAGAGGUUUCACAAUUACCAUUUAUUCUAUUAAAGAAAAAAUUAAAUGAACUAUUAUAUGAAACAGCGAAAAUGUCCUCUGUAACAAGAAGGGGUGCCGGCUUGUCAAUAAUGGUGCAUAGAAUUGUUAGUAAUGAUAGAAAAAAAGGAAAACCCCUGUUUCAUUAUUUUAUGGUUGAAUUAUUAACAACAUGCAAAAGUUUGGAUAAAAAUUGUGAGGUCGAGAAAAGUGAUAAAGAUCUGCCUAAAGCCAUUUAUAUACAUUUCCUGACAAGAAUUGUGACUGACAGUAGUUUGGCUUCAGAUAUUAUGUAUUAUUCAGCUGAUCUAGCUGAAUUAGCUUUCGAUAAUCUUACCAACUCCAAUUGGCAGAUCAGGUAUAUUGGUAUAUCUAGCAAUCUUUCUAAUUUAUAA